Molecule: messenger RNA, 3701 nt
Organism: Melanotaenia boesemani (Boeseman's rainbowfish)
Lineage: Eukaryota; Metazoa; Chordata; Actinopteri; Atheriniformes; Melanotaeniidae
Product: calpain-5-like
Exons: 14
Coding region: 21-1934 (637 amino acids)
Biological process (GO): proteolysis
Cellular component (GO): cytoplasm
Molecular function (GO): calcium-dependent cysteine-type endopeptidase activity
Source: RefSeq, a predicted model, not a curated record
ACCAGACGUCUUCAGGAGGGAUGGUGGUUCUCUAUGAAGGCCAGUCUUUCUCUGCACUGAGGAGACGAUGCCAGCAGAAUGGAAGUUUGUUUGAAGACCCUCUGUUCCCGGCGUCGGACCAGUCUCUGUUCUACCAGAGAAACCAAAUUGGCCAUGUCACCUGGAAAAGACCCAAGGAGUUAAGCAGCGACCCCCACCUGUUUGUGAACGGCCUCAGUGCUCACGACCUGCACCAAGGCCGGCUGGGGAACUGCUGGUUUGUAGCCGCCUGCUCCAGUCUGGCCUCCAUUGAAGCACUAUGGCAUAAGGUUAUUCCAGACUGGAAGGACCAGGAGUGGAAUAAAGAAAAACCAGAGUCCUAUGCUGGUAUCUUCCACUUCCGGUUCUGGAGAUUUGGUGAGUGGGUGGACAUGGUGAUUGAUGACAGGCUUCCCACUCUGAAUGGAGAGCUCAUUUAUUGUCACUCCAACGACCGCAAUGAGUUCUGGAGUGCACUGGUGGAGAAGGCCUACGCCAAGAUGUGUGGGUGCUAUGAAGGUCUGGAUGGGGGAAACACAGCCGACGCGCUGGUGGAUUUCACGGGAGGUGUUUCUGAGCCGAUGGACUUGACUGAAAACGGAUACAAAGAAGAUGAAGAAAAGCAAAGUGAGCUUUUUGAGAGAGUUCUGAAAGUGCACGACAGAGGAGGCCUCAUUAGCUGUUCAAUCCGGGCAACCACUGCAGCAGACAUGGAGGCCAAACUGGCCUGUGGCCUGGUGAAGGGACAUGCAUAUGCUGUGACAGAUGUCCGCAGGGUAAGGCUUGGCCACGGGUUGUUGGCCUUCUUCAAGUCAGACAAACUCAACAUGAUCCGGAUGAGGAACCCCUGGGGGGAGAAAGAGUGGAAUGGGGCCUGGAGCGACAGCUCUGAAGAGUGGAAGAAAGUCAGUAAGAGUGAGAGAGAAAAGAUGGGCGUCACAGUGCAGGAUGAUGGAGAGUUCUGGAUGAAAUUUGAUGAUUUCAUCGCCAACUUCACAGACCUAAUUCUCUGUCGACUUAUCAACACGUCCUACCUUAGCUUCCAUAAGACCUGGGAGGAGGCUGUGAUGUGGGGUUCCUGGCGCCGCCAUGAUGACCCGCUUCUCAACCGAGCCGGUGGCUGCAGCAACAACAAGCACACCUUCCUUCAAAACCCACAGUACGUUUUUGAUGUGAAAAAGUCGGAGGACGAGGUGCUGAUCUGUCUGCAGCAGAAAGACCGCAGAGCCACCCUGAAGGAAGGGCGAGGAGAAAACCUGGCUAUUGGCUUUGACAUACACAGAGUGGAGUUAAACAGGACCUAUCGUAUGCAUGCCAUCCAGCAGAAAGUUGGAGGAAGCAUCUACAUUAACUCAAGAUCUGUGUUCCUGCGCAUCGACCUGACAGAGGGCCGAUACGCCAUUAUACCCACAACCUUUAACCCUGACCUGGAAGGAGACUUUCUGCUCCGAAUCUUCACCGAUGUUCCCUCUGACUGCAAGGAGUUGAUUCUUGAUGAGCCUCCUCAGACCUGCUGGUCUGGGUUGUGUGGUUAUCCCUCUCUAGUAACUCAGGUCCACGUACUUCAGGCCGACGGACUCGCUGCACAGGACUCAGACGGGGUGUCAGAUCCUUACGUGAUAAUUUAUUGCGAAGGAGAAAAGGUUCGCUCUCUGGUCCAUAAAAACACAUGCAGCCCCGUGUUCAACACUAAAGGACUCUUCUACAGGAAGAAAGCCAACCGACCGAUCUGCAUCGAGAUCUACAACCACAACGUCCUCAAGGACUCCUUCAUGGGUCAGGUGACAUUGCCAGCUGAGCAGGGAAAAAUCCAGAAGACGCUCCACCUGAAAGGCAAGGGGGAUCGCCGUGACAACGACCUCCCUGGUACUAUCACUCUUGCCAUAGAGAGCAGCUCAGUGCUGACCAGCAUCUGAGGCAUAUCUACCAGACCAUCGCUACUUUGUUUGCGUUUACUCAGCAGAAGAUCGACUUGCUUCAGGAGAUCAGAUGCAGCAGGCAGUCUGCAGACCAAAUAAUCGCAAACUCAUCAGAAACCAUAAAUGUUUUACAAAACAUCUGCACUCUGUGUAUCUGAAUAUACUGAAAAAAUAUUCAUUUCUGCUUAGCUUAUAAAUGUUUACAGAAAUUGAGCAUUAUCUUGUGAGCUGGCAAAGAAAACAGAUGGAUUCACUAAAACUGAUUCUUAAUUUCAUGUACGUUAUUAUCCAACUGAGCACACACACCUUUUCUCAGGCUGUUGGUGAUGCAGCUACUUUUCCCGUUUACCUUCCAAACUCAAACUUACAAAGCAUGUGUUUAGAUAAACAAAGUGGAUCAACAUAGAAAUCCUAACAUGAAACAAUAUAACUCAGUCUGAUCUGGUGUCACAUUUGGUUUUAUCAGCUUUCUUUACUAAAUGCUCUUCAUCAUUAUACUAUUCUUUAAAACUUUUUUAAACUCUGCAUGCUUUUAUUUACAAUUUUAGUUGUAGAAUAUUCAGAAAAACAGCUCCUUUUUUCUUUUUUACUAAAUUUGACCAAGUUUGUACUAACUGAGCAUUUCUAUUAGGAACACCCAUUCAUCAUGAAAAUCUGCAAACACAAGGGUCAGAAACUCAAGUUAACGUUUACAUCAAACAUAAGGGAUAAAAAAAAUCAGCAGUUAGCUGUGGUGUGACUGUUGGUGACAGGAUAUUUCUGAAGCCACCAGUCUUCUACAUUUUGGCACCAGUCUAACAUUUAAUUAUGAGAAAGAAAAAAAAUGUGAGUAUAGACAGCUCUGUGAACUGAAACGAUGUUUCCUGAUCAUGGUUUGAAUGCCACAGCCAGCCCGAGUUGUUGGCCAGAAUUUACCACUACUGGUGGCACUUUUUAGCAGGAUAAUGUACCUUGGCACAAACCACUGGAUCAAGUUAGUUUAAGAGGACUUAAGAGGUUAAAAUGUUUACAACAUCAUAUGAAUAACUGAUGAUGUUUGAAAAGAAAAAAAGGCCCAACACAGUAUUGAUUCCCUGAUAACGCCCUCAGCAGGUUCAGUACCAGUACAACCAGUCUCUUCUUAACCAGCAGAUGGUGAUGUGUUCUUAACGACUUGUCCCAGAGUCUUUUUUGUCUUAUUUAAAGCAAUUUGUUUUGCCUUAUCGUUGAGAUUUGUUUACACAUAAACUUGCCUACUAGCAUGAUGCCAUAUAUAAAUGCUGCCAAGUAUAAUUCUCAGUCUGCCACAGUGAUUUGACAGAGAUGACUCUGGUCUUUACUGAUGUGGUGCAAUGCCUGUGGACGUGCCAUGCCUACCAACCAAACUGUGCCAUGUGUCCAUUUCAGUGUUUAAUCAGUGGUUGAACUGUCAAGUAAAACCUGGCAGGAACCAACAUACAGAGACCACUUGAAAAAAUGAGUUUUGUCCACUUUUAGCUGUUUUAGAUGUGACGUGAAAAGCAUUCAGACAACAGGGUUUUGUACUGGUGGAUCAUUGACGUUACCACAAAAUGAAACUCUCCUUCUACUGCUCAAUCAAAAUGUUCAGAGCUCACACCGGGAUUUCAUGUGAAGUUGUUGUAAAGUAACAGUCCUACAGGACUGUAUGUGUUUCUACCAUCAGGGAAGUAAUGACGUUCUUCCAAGGCAAACAUGUCCAGAACUGAAGUUUUGUUUUUUUUUGUUGCUUUUUUUUAAUCUGACAAAUAAAGUUUACUUCCUAAA